Molecule: messenger RNA, 3474 nt
Organism: Magnolia sinica
Lineage: Eukaryota; Viridiplantae; Streptophyta; Magnoliopsida; Magnoliales; Magnoliaceae
Product: FT-interacting protein 3-like
Exons: 4
Coding region: 872-3196 (774 amino acids)
Source: RefSeq, a predicted model, not a curated record
GUUCUUCUGGAUUCAGAUCUCGAAGUUCUCCCGCUUUUCCUGUUUUCCGAUAGAACUUCUGUUUUUCCAUUUCUCUCCGCAGCGAGAGAGAAAAAAGAAAAAAGAAAAGAAAAAUAAAAAUGUGGAAAUGGAGAUUUUCCAUUGCCAUGCUUUCAAGAUCUGGAUUGAUGAUCUAGGGUGCGUGGAGGUCGUUUCGGAGUCCUCCUCAGUCUCCGGCUGCAGGGUUCGGGGAAGAUUAAACCAGAAAUCUGCGGGACAUGAGCGUGGGAUCUCCCCUUUGGAAAGGGGGUAUUUGCCUAUUUGGAUCAGGGCUCGUUGUUAGAAAAUUCUUCCUUAUCUGCUGCGUAAAGGCCUGAGAGGAGAUCUGGUGAAGUUGUGGUAAAGGAACUUGCUUCCCCACAUCCUUUCUGAACUGUUGAAUCUACUGCACGUCAGAGUUAGCGUUUCAUCAUUGGGACUUGUUACUUUUGCUUCAUUCUGGAGGUUUUAGCGGUUUCAGAUCUUUAAGUGUCAUCAAAGCUGUUGUGAUUUUCUCCUGUUUUCUGUUUCUAUAGUCGAGGGUUGUGGUUCAGGUUUUUCUUUUCCGUAAUCUGGGGCCUGGCAAAUAGGCUUAGAGUUGUUCUCAGGUUUGUGAUUUCUUGCUUGUCUCUGCAAGCAGGAAAAUUCACAGAAAUCUGUUAGGUCAUCGGAUUUCAGUUCCUAAAUUACUCGGAAAGCCAGAUCUUUUUCUUGGGUUUGGAGUUACAAAAGCUCUGUUGAUCAAAUCCUUAUUAGGGCUAGGGAGUUUCAAAGUAAAUUUCCACUGCUCCUUGAAGUUCAAAUUCCCAUUUCUGCUACUUGUUUUAGUGUCUAUAUUAUUGGAUUUGAGAAAAUGCAGCGACCGCCCCCUCCAGAAGAAUUUCGUCUCAAGGAGACUUCGCCCCACCUUGGUGGCAGCAGGAUUGCCGGUGAUAAGCUCACUAGCACCUAUGAUCUUGUUGAGCAGAUGCAAUAUCUGUAUGUCCGUGUUGUCAAAGCCAAAGAGCUCCCACCGUCGGAUGUCACUGGUAGCUGUGAUCCAUAUGUGGAAGUGAAGCUUGGGAAUUACAAGGGCACGACUCGGCAUUUUGAAAAGAAGUCGAACCCCGAGUGGAACCAGGUUUUUGCAUUCUCGAAGGACCGAAUCCAAUCUUCUGUUGUUGAGGUUGUGGUGAAGGAUAAGGAUAUGGUGAAGGAUGAUGUUAUGGGGUAUGUUGUUUUCGAUCUCAAUGAAGUCCCUAAGCGCGUGCCCCCAGACAGCCCGCUAGCGCCACAGUGGUACAGACUGGAAAAUCGGAAGGGAGAGAAGGGCAAAGGGGAGCUCAUGUUGGCUGUUUGGAUGGGCACACAGGCAGAUGAAGCAUUUCCUGAAGCAUGGCAUUCUGACGCUGCGGCUGUUCACAGCGAAGGGCUAGCAAACAUCAGGUCGAAAGUAUAUCUCUCUCCUAAGCUUUGGUACGUUCGGGUUAAUGUUAUUGAAGCUCAGGACUUGCAACCGGGUGAUAAGGCCAGGUAUCCAGAAGUCUAUGUUAAGGCUAUUCUUGGAAAUCAGGCAUUGCGAACUAGGGUUUCUCAGAGCAGGACUCUCAAUCCAAUGUGGAAUGAGGAUUUGAUGUUUGUAGCAGCAGAGCCCUUUGAAGAGCACUUGAUUUUGAGCGUGGAAGAUAGGGUAGGACCCAACAAGGAUGAGGUUCUGGGGAAGGCUGUGAUUCCUUUGCAGAAUGUGCAGAGGAGGCUGGACCAUAAACCUGUGAAUACUAGGUGGUAUAACCUUGAGAAGCACAUUGUUGUGGAUGGUGAGCAGAAGAAGAAGGAGAAAUUUGCCAGUAGGAUUCAUUUGAGGAUCUGUUUGGAUGGUGGGUAUCAUGUCUUGGAUGAAUCAACACAUUAUAGCAGCGAUCUUCGGCCGACAGCAAAGCAGUUGUGGAAGCAGAGCAUUGGGGUUCUGGAAGUGGGGAUUUUGACUGCUCAGGGUUUGUUGCCUAUGAAGACGAAGGAUGGGCGGGGGACCACAGAUGCUUAUUGCGUAGCAAAAUAUGGGCAGAAGUGGGUUCGUACAAGGACGAUUAUUGAUAGCUUUACUCCAAAGUGGAAUGAGCAAUACACUUGGGAGGUUUUUGAUCCAUGUACUGUGAUUACUAUUGGGGUGUUCGACAACUGUCAUUUGCAUGGAGGAGAGAAGGGGUCGGGAUCAAAAGAUUCCAGAAUCGGAAAGGUGCGGAUUCGGCUCUCGACGCUUGAAACUGAUCGGGUCUAUACCCACUCGUACCCGCUGCUGGUACUGCAUCCUUCAGGAGUGAAGAAGAUGGGAGAGGUGCAGCUGGCUGUUAGGUUCACGUGUUCGUCUUUGAUUAACAUACUGCAUAUCUAUUCACAGCCGUUGCUGCCAAAAAUGCAUUACCUUCAUCCACUGUCUGUUACUCAGCUCGAUACCUUGAGGCACCAGGCCACGCAGAUAGUAUCGAUGAGGUUGAGUCGUGCUGAGCCACCGCUGCGGAAAGAAGUGGUCGAAUACAUGCUGGAUGUUGAUUCUCAUAUGUGGAGCAUGCGAAGAAGCAAAGCUAACUUCUUCCGGAUUAUGGGUGUCUUGAGUGGGUUGAUUGCAGUUGGGAAAUGGUUUGAUCAGAUAUGUCAUUGGAAGAACCCUUUGACGACAAUCCUUAUUCACGUACUUUUCAUAAUACUGGUUUUGUACCCUGAGCUGAUACUACCGACGAUAUUUCUAUACCUGUUCUUGAUUGGGGUCUGGUACUACCGGUGGAGGCCUAGGCAGCCUCCUCACAUGGAUACUCGUCUAUCUCAUGCUGAUGCUGUUCAUCCUGAUGAAUUGGAUGAGGAGUUUGAUACUUUUCCGACUUCUCGGCCGGCAGAUAUUGUGAGAAUGAGAUAUGAUCGCUUGAGAAGCGUUGCGGGAAGGAUACAGACGGUGGUUGGUGACCUGGCGACGCAGGGGGAGAGAUUGCAGUCUCUGCUGAGCUGGCGAGACCCAAGAGCAACAGCCCUGUUUGUGAUGUUCUGUUUGAUCACCGCCAUUGUGCUCUAUGUUACACCGUUCCAGGUGGUGGCCCUCAUCACUGGCUUUUAUGUGUUGAGGCAUCCGAGGUUCCGCCACAAGCUUCCUUCAGCACCCCUCAACUUCUUCAGGAGGCUACCUGCAAGAACAGACAGCAUGUUAUGAGAAGAGCAUAUAAAAUUCAUGAUGGGUUUGUGUUGUUUGUCAUUGUGUCUUCUUGUUCCCCAUAGGCAGAUGUCUUGUUGUUCCCCAUCAGCCCCCCGCACAAUCAGAUAGCUCCGCAGCUUCUGUUUUAUUUCUUAUCUGCUGCUAAUGUUGGGUUCCUGGUCCAACGCAUAUCCGUACACUGGUAGCAAUUCGUGAAUCUGUGUUUGCUUUAUGCUGUUAUUAGAUAUCUGAUACCCGUGAAUUGGUUUCUGUAUUUCAGUGCAUUUGAUUUUCCA